UUAGAACCCUUCCUCCCAGAAUCGGACCAGCCUGAUUUGGAUGAACUCUUUUCCCAGAAGUCGGACUAUUCACAGUUUUUCAGUACCUCACAAAAUUUGGUCUUGUGUCUGAGCUUGAAGACAUGGAUCAGUACACUGUCUUGGCACCCACCAACACAGCUCUGCUGCAGAUGGAGGGCACUGUGACGACUAAAUUCCUCAAAUACUACAUGAUCCCCAAGAUGAUUCUCACGCCAUCCGUCAUUGAUGGACAAAGGGAAGAAACCCUGCUUGGCCAGAACUUCCCUCUGCAGUUCACUGUGAAGGACCAACAGGUGUAUGUGAAUGGGAUCCUGAUAGUGCAGGAUGACAUUCUGACCAGUGGCGGUGUCGUACAAGGCAUCGCCCAGCUGCUGCAUCCAGAGCUGAACCGCUGUGAUGACAAGAAGGUGAACACCACACGGGGUCCGUGUGCAUCGUGUCGGGUACAGAACAUCACCUGUCCGCAAGGCUACACCCCAGUGGAGGGGGCAGGGCUCAUCAAGUUCCAGUGUACCUACAGCGUGAGCGGGUCUGGCGGCCAGACCUUCAACUACCUCGGCUGCCAUGGCAUGUGUCAGUCUGUGAAGGUGACACCAGCCUGCUGCUCAGGAUACUUUGGAACUGAUUGUGCAGAAUGCCCGGGUGGACCAGAGACUCCCUGUCAUGGCAACGGUCUGUGUAUGGACGGUGUGGCGGGGACGGGACAAUGCAAGUGCUUCCCACAGUUCCGUGGGGAGGACUGUGGAUCGUGUCUGGAGGGACUGGCUGGACCAGGCUGUAAUGUCUCAAUAAACAGUUGUGACUUCCAAAACGGUAACUGCAGCAAGAACGCUCAGUGCACCAAGGUUGACGACCAGAUAACGUGUCGAUGUAACAAUGGAUACAUUGGAGAUGGACACAUAUGCUACUCCCCUUGCGAUGUCCGGAACGGGAAGUGUCAUGAAUACGCUUCCUGUGAAUAUAAUUAUAAAACGAUCAACUGUACUUGUUAUCCUGGUUACCAUGGCGAUGGACAUAUCUGUAUCCAUACCAUCAACGCAUGUGCAAGAGACAAUGGAGGGUGCUCUCCCUUUGCCCACUGCCUCUACACUCCACCAGCAGUGACAGAUAUCACCAACGGAAGCGUAUUGUGCAAAUGUCUGAACGGCUAUGUUGGUAACGGAACGUGGUGCAACAGAGACGCUUAUGACACACUGUCUUAUCUCCCCUUCACUCUCCGCUUCUUUGAGAGUCUGGAAUUCCUUGUCUCCGAUCCAUCGGCGCAGAACUUGACAGAUCUGCUGAAAGAUCGUUUCAAGUCCAUCACAGUCUUUGUGCCAGUUGAUGACUCUAUCAUGGACCUUGAUAUGCUGAGCCUUCAGGACCUGAAUAACCACGUCGUUAACAACACACGUGUGUACCUGAACACGUCGCUGUCCCUCCCUCUAACUGUAGAGUCACUUGAUGGUCAGUCCCUGGUCAUCACACAGAAUGGGUCGUAUUAUCAAGUGAACGGCAUCCAGAUUGUCGACCCCAACAUCCAGACACUGAACGGCUAUAUCCACCUCAUACAGCGCCCUCUGUGGGCUGAUGAAGACAACAAACCUGGAGUGAAAACAGGUCCGACCACCACAGGGAAGGCAGGAACUGGCCAGAUAGUUGGAGCAGUCAUCGGCGUUCUCAUCUUCCUCAUCAUCAUCACGAUCAUCAUCGCUGUGCUGGUGUAUCGCCGGACAAAGGUCACGGGGUUCAUGGAUGUCUGGAGGAGAUUGAGAAAGGGGUCAGACAGCAGUUUAUCGUUUGCUCGCCUCCAGGCUCACCAGGACGACACGGGGACCUUCCAGCACCCCGACAACAUCAACUUCCACAACCCCCUCUACAGCAGCCGCACCAGCGACGACAGCUGAGAUGGAGGAGGAUGGGUAGAGACUUUCAGUGUUGAGCGAACAACUAUCCAGCACUAAGCCAACAACUGUAGCAGUUAUAGAUAAUACUACUCACAUUUUGAUAGGGAUACUGAGAUAUUUCUUAUAGUGAAGUAAUGUGAUGACAACAAAUUAGUGAACUGUUUAUUUAUUACUGAUAAACAAAACAAAGCUGCAUAUACUAUUUUCAUGACAACAUAUCUCAGUCAAAUUCUCCUAUCCCUCUACAAUCUUGAGUGGUAUAUUUCUGGAUUGUAAGAGUAGCUGACUCAUGACUUGCUAUAGACUUACUGGCAAAUAAGGAUGAGUUGAGCACCGACCUGACAACUGACCUGUAUUAGCAUGUAUGAGUGCCACCCACUGGCGCUUGCCAUUGUUAGC
Haliotis rubra (blacklip abalone) is the source of this 2306-nucleotide messenger RNA. RefSeq names its product stabilin-2-like. Lineage: Eukaryota; Metazoa; Mollusca; Gastropoda; Lepetellida; Haliotidae. Bases 123 to 1907 code for a protein of 594 amino acids. The record is from RefSeq and is a predicted model, not a curated record. The transcript has 16 exons.